AUGCCAGCGCACCAGAGCAGGGGACUUUUGGCGCCCAUAGCUGAUUUCUUCUUGGGAACAAAUGCGUCGACCACGUCCAGGGCCCAGGAUGGCACUGCGAAGGAGGGCAACGACGACGAUGACCAUGACACACCGCAUCCGCUACCGUCGUCACUUGCAUACCUGCACGGCAAAGGAUUGCAGUCGGCUAUACGGAGCGACGGUCGCAUCGUCAAGACACGACUGCAGAGCAAGGACGUUGGCGAAGAUGCGUACUUUCUAAAAAACGAUGCCAUGGGCGUGGCCGACGGUGUGGGUGGAUGGGCAUCCAGAACACGCGCGGACGCAUCGCUAUUUUCGCGAUUGCUCAUGCACUUUUGCUAUGCAGAGUUGUACAGACAGGAUCAGGCUAUGCAAGCGUCAUGGGAUGCGCAGGAAGUGGAAGACGCGCAGAGCGCGUGGUUCAACUGCCAUCCCGUGGACAUUAUGCAGACGGCAUGGGAGCGGUGCGUGCGAGCGUCGAAGCGCGAAGGGAUCCUUGGUAGUGCGACGGCAUUGAUGGCCGUCCUACGUGGAGACGAGCUGCGGAUCGCCAACAUGGGGGACUGUGUGCUGGUGCUUAUCCGUGAUGGAGAGCUCCUGUUUCGCAGUGCUGAGCAGCAACACAGCUUCAACUUCCCAUUGCAACUGGGCAUGAUGGACGCAACGAUCGAGAGUGUGACACUAUCGAGCGCGCUGUGCAUGCACCGGAGCGGUAUGAUUCCCGACGGUGCGACAGACUAUGAGCUGCCAGAUGUAAAUGAGAAAAUGAGCGACUACAUCCACUCGUAUGAUCAUGUGGGGAGCCAGACUGAAUUUGACACGCCUAAAAACGAUGCAGGACGUUGGGCACUCAAGGUGCAGCCGGGCGACCUUGUGAUCAUGGCGAGCGAUGGCUUGUUUGAUAACCUGUUUGACGAUGAAAUCCUCGAUGCUGUGCAUGAUGUGAUGGCUCUGUAUCCGCCGGACGAUCUACAGGCCAUGCAGAUGCACCUCCCAGGCGUGCUGUCGGAGAAGCUGUGCCACAUGGCACGCGGUGUGAUGGAUGAUCCCCGCACGAUUUCAAGCCCAUUCCAACAGCAUGCGAAUGAAGAAGGUAUCUACUAUGUUGGUGGCAAGAACGACGACGUCACUGUGGUGAUCGGUAUCAUUUCUGAGCAGAGCGACGGGCUUGGCUCGCACGCACUGUCGUCGUCCUCGCCCCCCGACGACGCGCGCCAAGGAUGA
Molecule: messenger RNA, 1245 nt
Organism: Malassezia globosa CBS 7966
Lineage: Eukaryota; Fungi; Basidiomycota; Malasseziomycetes; Malasseziales; Malasseziaceae
Exons: 1
Coding region: 1-1245 (414 amino acids)
Biological process (GO): protein dephosphorylation
Molecular function (GO): protein serine/threonine phosphatase activity
Source: RefSeq, a predicted model, not a curated record